AUGAAGGCAACACUGUCAUUCUGGGGAAGGCCGGAUGACGGUGAAGCUUACCGACUUCAAGUAUACAGCACGACUUCCAUCCAGCCAGAGGAGCUCAACAAGCUGUAUCAAUAUCUUUGCUUUGAAUUCAGCCAGCACCCCUUUCUGGAGAUCUACUCAUGCAACCCCCCGGAUGGUCUCGCCUGCGUGGAGCAUCAGCGUCGUGAGGUUGCCUAUCGCAAGCGCCUCCACGCCAAACAGCAUGAUGGCGAAUAUGACGAGUCUCUUCCCCCUUUGAUUCCAACGAUGCGAACAGGCUUUAACGAUCAGUUCAUGUCGGGAUUCUGUUUCCUUCUCACCUCGAAGAGCUACCUCCAAGGUUCAUUCAGAGACAAUGACCACGGCACGGGUCCCUGGUGGAUUAGCUUCGAUCGGAGUCUUCCAUCCGCGGUAAAACAGCUGGACAUGAUAAAACGUCUCGAUAGUCCAGCAACUGACCUUCGAACCUUUUCAGAGUGGGGCAUUUUAGUCAACCCCGAAAUUCGCGAUAUCAAUGUAAAUAUUACGACAAAUGAAAGCGAAAUGGACUCCAACCUGAAAGAGCUUAUGAGAGGGAUAUAUUCGACAUAUGUCAAUGGACAAAUUGAUUAUGGACUCCAUGAGCCGCCCCCGCCCGUGUCGUCCGAUACUCUCACAUUGCAACACAUGCAGGACAUUUUGGAGCAGCAAAGGCAAAUGGUAGAAAACCAAUCCGUGGACUCGAAUGUACUUCAUCUUAGCUGGGGGGCUGAAAACGAAACAGUCGCGGUUACAAACAACUCUUCGGAUGGCGAAUCUGACCUUCAAUACGUCAUCUAUGUCCAGUUCCUCGCAGAUAUAGUGCAGGAAAAGACCACCCUGCUGGAGACCGCUGCGCGUACAUUCACAGCCGGCAUCAUCUCCCAUCUCCCUACCACCAAAAUGAUAUACUUCGAGUUCCGAAUUCCUAGCUCUUCCUCCUUGUCUUCCCUGCUAUCUGCUCCACCCAACGGAUUCGAUGUCGGUGCCUCCCAUGAGUUUGAGGCGGGUACAAUCAUGCGGGCACUGCCUCAGAUUAACCGUGACUGUUCUAUCACCCCGCUGCCCCAUCACUUCUUCACAGUGGUUCUUGAUAAGCCUUCCUUCAUCCAGGAGCCCGGUGUGCUAUUCUACACUCUCUGGACCGACCCUUGGCAAUACAUUGAGCCGCAGACUACCGAUACCGUCAUUGAAACUCGGCGGAGCGCUGGUAUUCGAGAGGCUGCAAGACGGCUUGCAAUGCUGGCCGUAGAGGAGAACGUCCAAGAUAGUGCAAGGAAGCUCACGCGAGAGGAGCAUAUUAAAUUGUUGUCUUUGUCGCCGGAGGAGUAUGACCAGAAAAUGAACUUCUAGCGCUGUGUGACUAAGUAAAGUCGCGGGGAUUAUCUGUUAACGGUGGUCAAUAUUGAUCGAAGGACGCCCAUGUGGGGACUUAGUAGUUAGAACUACAAACCCCAGGCUGGAUGGCCGUUGCGAAGAAUCAAC
This is a messenger RNA of Aspergillus caelatus, 1521 nucleotides long. RefSeq lists its product as uncharacterized. The coding region runs from base 1 to 1389 and encodes 462 amino acids. The record is from RefSeq and is a predicted model, not a curated record. The transcript is spliced from 2 exons. Lineage: Eukaryota; Fungi; Ascomycota; Eurotiomycetes; Eurotiales; Aspergillaceae.